AUGGAAGAGAAAAUUCUGAGAGGAACCGAAAAGAAGAAAGUUAGUAAUGGAAAAACGAUGAAGACUGUGUUCAGUGACUUUCUUGGCAGAGAAGACAAGCAUGAGUUUUCCAUGGAAAUGAGUGAAAGGAGUCUCAAAAGGAAAGGGAAAGAAGUAGAAAGUAAUGAUAAAGCAUCAAAGAGAAUGAAGACUAAAGUAGGAUGCAGUAAGGAUAAAUCAAAGUUAGAAUAUUUGUUAGAGGCAGUGUCCUUAUUCAGUGCAUACGAAGAGGAACGAAAUUUACCUGAUAAUAGGCAUGACUUGAGAAACAGUGAGGAAGAAGGUCAUUUGCUGCCAAGAGAAUUUCAGGAGAAGAUUAAAGAACUCAAUGGAUCUGAGAUAAAGUUUGUGAUCGAAAAGACGCUUUUUAGUACAGAUUUGGACCCAAAGCAUGCUCGCUUGUCCAUUCCACCCUCAAAGAUUGCCAACAAAUUUCUUUCAGAAACUGAGGAAUCGUCAUUGGAUGAAUGUAUCAAAGAAAAUGGAAGGCUUGUUGGGUUGCCAGUGACUGUGUUGGAUCCAUCUUUGAAAGAGUACAAGAUGUGUUUGAAGAAAUGGAAUAUGGAGAAAAGCUGCAUCUACAACUUGACAAAGGGAUGGAACCAGAUGCUUCAUCACAAUCAUCUUCAACUGUAUCGUAACGCUGCACCUGGUCUUUCAAGAAUCUCUUUCAGUUGUGUUUCGCAAUUGUUAAAUCUAAAACACAUCAACAUACCUUUUCAUGUCUUAUACAUACGUAUAAUAAGAUGGACGAUGACAUUUUAA
Vigna umbellata (rice bean) is the source of this 804-nucleotide messenger RNA. NCBI's taxonomy places the organism in Eukaryota, Viridiplantae, Streptophyta, Magnoliopsida, Fabales, Fabaceae. The record is from RefSeq and is a predicted model, not a curated record.